This is a messenger RNA of Xylaria bambusicola, 1788 nucleotides long. Its product is annotated as nucleotide sugar dehydrogenase. The coding region runs from base 1 to 1788 and encodes 595 amino acids. The transcript has 3 exons. Gene Ontology annotation, biological process: glycosaminoglycan biosynthetic process; polysaccharide biosynthetic process. Gene Ontology annotation, cellular component: nucleus; cytosol. Gene Ontology annotation, molecular function: NAD binding; UDP-glucose 6-dehydrogenase activity. The record is from RefSeq and is a predicted model, not a curated record. NCBI's taxonomy places the organism in Eukaryota, Fungi, Ascomycota, Sordariomycetes, Xylariales, Xylariaceae.
AUGGAAGGAGGUGUGCGCAACAUCUGCUUCAUUGGGGCAGGAUGCGUUGGUGGCCCUGCUGCCGCAGUCAUCGCUUACCAAAACCCGCAGAUCCGCGUCGUUGUUGUCGAUCAAGAUAAAAGCCGAAUUCGACGUUGGAGAUCCGCUCACUUGCCCCUUUAUGAGCCAGGACUCGACUAUCUUGUUCGUGUCUCGAGAGACGGCUCUCGGGAAUUCUCGUUUCUAAAUCAACCAGGCACUACUAUAUCCUCGUCGACGACUGCCGCCUGUGAGAGCAAUCCUUUACAGCAGGACAUAAGGGACGAAGAGCAGCAGAAUAACCGGAUAGCAGUUCAAGCAAGGCAUCCAAACCUCCUUUUCACCCCUAAAUUUGAAAAGUCAAUAAAGGAAGCAGACGUUAUUUUUGUUGCUGUCAAUACCCCUACCAAAUUGAAAGGCAUUGGUGCCGGUAGUGCGACCGACAUGACAGCAUUUGAGGCUGCUACUAAUACAGUCGCGCGUUAUGCUAAGCCCGGAGCGAUCAUAGUCGAGAAGUCGACGAUGUUGAUGCAUCGUCCCAGCUUUGGGUUUGAAGUUUUAUCCAAUCCUGAGUUUCUGGCUACAGGGACAGCGGUGAACGAUCUACUACACCCAAGCCGUGUGCUUAUUGGGCAUUCCAAAUUGCCGUCGGGACGUCGGGCUGCGCACACUCUUAGAAGUAUAUAUGCUAGCUGGGUUCCGAAUGAUCGAAUCAUCACCACAGACGUGUGGUCCUCAGAGCUUUCUAAGAUAGUGGCUAAUUCUUUGCUUGCUCAGCGUAUUAGCUCCAUCAAUUCCGUCUCAGCUAUUUGCGAGAAGGUUGGGGCCGAUGUAUACGAAGUAGCUGCUUGCGUCGGUAGUGAUCCUCGUAUUGGUGACAAGUAUUUGCAGGCCGGCAUCGGGUUCGGUGGAAGCUGUCUCAAAAAGGAUCUUCUUAGUCUUGUGUAUCUCGCCGAAUCUUUACAGCUGGACGAAGUUGGUGAUUACUGGCGUCAGGUUAUUAAGAUGAAUGAGUUUCAGCGAGACCGCUUCAGUAAACGUGUCGUUCGAUGUCUCAACAAUACGUUAGUCGGGAAAAAGAUCACUCUCUUUGGCUACACAUUCAAGGCAGGCACAUCGGACACGCGAGACUCUCCAGCUCUGGAGAUCAUCAAAUCACUAUUGGAAGAAAACCCACGAGAGAUCGCCAUCUUUGAUCCUUUGUGUAAUCCCGCUCUUAUUCGAGAGGAGAUUGAGGGUCUCCGAAAGACCUGCGACACCAAUCUUGGACUUGUUGAGAUCAUCAAGAUAUAUGACAAUCCCUACAAAGCUUGUGCGGCGUCCAAUGCUGUUCUUAUCACAACCGAAUGUGAAGAGUUCCAGAAUACAUCGGUUGAAACCAACCGACCUGCUACUGCCCCAAAGAAUGAGUUGGUCGACCCAAGGCCAUUGAGUACGCCUAAGCCAACAGAGCAAGAGGUACUGAGAUUGCACCAGUUCCUCAUGUCUGUGAACCCUAGCUCAAACCUCGGGGAUAGCGAUCCUUUGCGAAGGUUAAUUCGGCCGCCUCCUUGUGCCAAUGAUUGCCCUGACUGCGGUCCGCAAGCACAUGCCCGCUCGAGAUGUGGUGACUCAGACAACUACAGAAGCAAAAAUAGGCUUGACUGGAGCAAGAUUGUACCCCUUCUAGCGAUGCCAAAGUGGGUUUUUGAUGGUAAAGGGGUUAUCGAGCCAAACAGCUUGAUUGAGAUUGGAGUGAAGGUCGAGAGCAUUGGGCGUCAAGGUAUCUAA